AGACCUAGAGGUGCGGCGGAAGGCAGCAGAUUCGGGCGGGUCUGGGCGGGGCUGAGUAGACCGCGGAGGCGGAAGCAGCAGCCCGUUGGGCGGGGAAGGGGCUGGUCCUGGAAGGAGGAGGAAACCUUGAAAAGAAAACAGCAACAAGCUGAGCUGCUGUGACAGAGGCAAACAAAAUGGCGGCGCCGAAAGGGAGCCUCUGGGUCCGGGCCCAACUGGGGCUCCUGCCGCUGCUGUUGCUGACCAUGGCCCUGGCCGGAGGCCCAGGGACUGCUUCCGCUGAAGCGUUUGACUCGGUCUUGGGUGAUACGGCAUCUUGUCACCGGGCCUGUCAGUUGACCUACCCCUUGCACACCUACCCCAAGGAGGAGGAGUUGUACGCCUGUCAGAGAGGUUGCAGGCUGUUUUCCAUUUGUCAGUUUGUGGAUGAUGGAAUUGACUUAAAUCGGACCAAACUGGAAUGUGAAUCUGCAUGUACAGAAGCAUAUUCCCAAUCUGAUGAGCAAUAUGCCUGCCAUCUUGGUUGCCAGAAUCAGCUGCCAUUCGCUGAGCUGAGACAAGAGCAACUCAUGUCCCUGAUGCCAAAAAUGCAUCUACUCUUCCCUUUAACUCUGGUGAGGUCAUUCUGGAGUGACGUGAUGGACUCGGCACAGAGCUUUAUAACCUCUUCAUGGACUUUUUAUCUUCAAGCUGAUGAUGGGAAAAUAGUUAUCUUCCAGUCCAAGCCAGAAAUCCAGUAUGCACCACAGUUGGAGCAGGAACCUACAAAUUUGAAAGAAUCGUCACUGAGCAAAAUGUCCUCAGAUUUGCAAAUGAGAAGUUCACAAGCACACAGGAACUAUCUUGAAGAUGGAGAAAACGAUGGCUUUUUAAGAUGCCUCUCUCUUAACUCUGGGUGGAUUUUAACUAUGACUCUUGUCCUCUCCGUGAUGGUAUUGCUCUGGAUUUGUUGUGCAACUGUUGCUACAGCUGUGGAGCAGUAUGUUCCCUCUGAGAAGCUGAGUAUCUAUGGUGACUUGGAAUUUGUGAAUGAACAAAAGCUAAACAGAUAUCCAGCUUCUUCUCUUGUGCUUGUUAGAUCUAAAGCUGAAGAUCAUGACGAAGCAGGGCCAUUACCUACAAAAGUGAAUCUUGCUCAUUCAGAAAUUUAAGCUUUUUUUUUUUUUUAAAGAAAAAAUGUAAUAGACAUCUAAAUUUCCAUUCCUCAUAGAGCUUUUUAAGAUGGUUUUGUUGGAUAUAGGGCUUAAAAAUCACUAUUAAAUGCAAAUAAAGUUACCCAAAUCUGUGAAGACUGUAUUUGCUGUAACUUUACCUAUAAUUUUUUUUCUAGUAAUUUAAGAGAAGGAUAUUUGGGAUUGUAUUUUUAUUUUACUAAUCUCUGUAGCUAUUGUAAUUGUUAUUUGCAUUGUUUUUGUUUGUUUCUUUCUUAGUGAAAUUCUAGGAGCUGAGCAUUGUCCUUCCCCACCUCCUGUGGUGAUACUGUCAGUCACCAGCUGAAUACUCAGUAGGAUAUGAUGCUCCUACUCAGAAAUGGCCCACAACCUGUAAUUUGAAAUGUAGCAGAAAAUGCCCUUUAAUGACACUACAUUUUCAGUUGUAUGGAACUGAGAUCAUUAAAAUUUUGUUUGAAUAAUAAUGUUCUGAAAUUUGAGUUAAUAUACUCCUGAUUUUCCAGAUCUUCCCUUUCACUCCUACCCAGCCCAGAAAAUAAUUAGGACAUGUUCUAUGGCUAUUUAUUGAGCAAAUUGAAACAAAAAUGAUCUUCUCACAAGUGUGUUUUAUGUUAUUUUGCACAGGCAAUAGAUUUUUUUGGCUGGAUGUAUCUUUCCAAAGAACCAUUUUUCUCUGUUAGAAAGCAUAUGAAGUGUAAAAAAUAUUUUCAUUGAGAGUAAUUCUGUGAAACAGACUUAAGUAGAGAUUUUACUUUGCAAAAACUAUUGUUAUCAUCCCUUUAUCAUUAUCAGUAAUGCAGACACAAAUAUAAGAGCACAUCAGUCUUGACCCGAUUCAGUGUCGUUUUACCAUGAAAUGUUAAAUGACCUUGCAGACCUGUACGUCCUCACUCCGGGGGGCCUUCCUGGCAACUGCAGGAGUGCUGUUGGACUAAAGGGUGAGUCACACGCUUACCUUCAGCCUGGUCAUCAGCUUUCUCUGAGUCAAAAGAAAAUACAAUUAACUAACCAAGUAAGGCUUUGGUCACAAAAUAAUAGGCUUUGGUUUUUUAAAUAGUAGAUUGUCUAGAUUUGGAAGCUAGAGGGUUAGAAAGUGUGGAACACAUCGAAAUGGGGAAGAGAAGGAGUCAUUGUCUCUUUUUAUGAGAAAACAGUUGUAAAACAAACGGAAUGGAUUGAUUUACCUUAAAAAAAAAAAAAAAAAAAGUCCAGUUGUCUUAUUUACCACCCGUGGUGUAUAUACAUUUCUGUUCACUAAUCAGGCCCAGGUUUAACUGUAAUGCUGCCAGUGAAGCAGGCUGCGGGGGGCAAACUCAAAAUGCCACAGGCCUGAAGUCAGAGAGAGAGAGCCCAGUGUUAGGAAAGCCUCCCUUUUAAACACAAAAACAAUACCAAAAAAAUCUCCAUGAGAAAGCGACUGUGUAAUUGUCCUAUAUUCUUCCACCUUCCCUUGGUUUUUUUCUCUGUGCUCCCCGAAUGAGGUACCCCUGAGAUAGCCUCGUUCCUCCGGGUUUAGACAGACUUUCCCCUCUUGUUCAUAAGCGGCAAUUCCUUGUAUGUGGAAAUACCCAGUCAUUCCUGUUAUUUAGUAGAUGUUCAGGUAUUUGCUUCCUGCCUUUUUUUUUAGCAUAAUUAAACCGGACUGACAUUUUCAAAAAGAGUUUUACUUUUAAAAAAGAAUUACACUCCCCCACCAAAUGUAUAUUGAAAAUACUGACUUGAAAAUUCCAACAAACACAACAAAACUGACCCCUUCUCCUAAAGUAACAGUGUAGCCCUUUGGAUGGGCCCAACUUCACUGGUUUACAUAAGAUAGGUAUCAUCUUCUUUCCUAUCACAUAGCUGCUUCUUGAGAAGCUUGCCUGGUCCUAGAAAAAUUAUCAAAACCCUGGGAGUCUCUGGUUCAAACUUCCCAGGCUCCUAAGGUCCUUCCUUCUUGGUUCAGGUCUCUGGUCUAAGAGACAGACUGAUUCAGGCAGUUUACUAAGACAGUAGUAAUUACCGUAAUGAAUGAUCUAGGCCCGAGAUUCCCAGUCAUCACAAAAACCUCACGGAUACCAUUUAUGUAUGAUAUAUUUUUUGGUAAAUGAGAAAUUACUAGAUUAUCUGUCUAUCAACCUUAUCUCAGAAAUUCCCGUUGUGCAUUAUCAGCCGGUCUGAGCUGCUAAUUAGCAUUUAAAACCUGGUAUUUUUACUCUGAGCCAAUAUUAUAGCCAAAAGCAAACAACUUUAUCCUUUGUUAUUAGUCUGUCUGGCUUUUAAUCUGAGGUAAAUGUGCCAUUUCUAUUAUGAUUCCUUUUUUUCCCCAUUAUGAUUCUUUAAAUAUAUGAGAUAGCCUCAUAGUAAUUUUUGUGGGUCCCUAAGUACCGCAUGUGCAGAAUCAUUAAUCUAGGGGUUUUCAGACCUUUUCUGAUAAAGCUAAUCAGCACCCCCCCCCUCACUUUAGGAGAAAUCUAUAAAAACAUUCUCAGCUGAGACCCCAUCACUUCCACACCAUGGCAGCGAUCUUGCCGAAAUGCAUCAAUGCUCAGUUUAACCAUUCAACAGCCGCUUGAGAGACCGAGUGCCAGGCCCUAUGUUAGCUGAUGGGACUGCAGCACCAAACAAGACCCAGUGCCUGACUCCGGUUGCUCAGUCUAAAGAAGGAGACAGACUAUUAUUACUGCACCAAAGACUGUGACCAGACGAGCAUAUUGUACUGUGGGAGUACAUAGGAGGGCCCCUGACUUCUGGGAGAAAGUGCUAUCCAAGCUUAAACCUGGAGGAAAAAGGAAAGCCAAACAAAAUACAGGGAGCAGUGUUCCAGGCAGUGGGAACAGUAUGUUCAAAGAUCUAGAGGCAAGAGGGUGGGGAACUGCAAAUUGUUCAGCAGGCAGAGAGAGAGAGCAUAAAAAGCGUAGCAAUAGAGCUGGGCGGACCAUGUAAUAAAGGACCUUAUUAAACCUGGACUUAGUCCUGAGCAAGGCAGAAAGCAGAAAAAGUUUUAAGAGAGUUACAGUGCUUUAGAACGAUGCCCUUGACUGCAAUGUGCAUGAUAGGAGUUCCCGUCAUGGUUCAGUGGUUAUCGAACCCAGCUAGCAUUUGUGAAGACUCGGUUUCCAUCUUUGGCCGCGCUUAGUGGGUGAAGGAUCCGGCAUUGCUGUGAGCUGUGGUGUGGGUCGCAGACGUAGCUCAGAUCCCGCGUUGCUGUGGCUGUGGCGUAGGCUGGUGGCUACAGCUCUGGACCCGUAGCCUGGGAACCUCCAUAUACCUCGGGGAGGAGGGGGGGGGCUAAAAAAAAAAAAAAAAAAAAAAAAAGGCAUGAUAGACCAGAGGGGCAAGUCCAGAGGCCAGCCACACAGAGACAGGAUAUUCCAUUCCCUUCCCAAGGCUGUGUUGUUUUUUUCAUGACCAAUAAUCAUAUUUCAUUUUAUUUCACAUAUUUUUGAGCUCUUAUCUAUAAGGCUCUCUGUUCCUCCACGUUAUUGUUUGGAGGAUAAGCUUAGCUGUUGGAUCCUGUCACAAUCUAAGUGUUGCCAAGCAAGCUGGGAAGGCUGUCCCAUGGACUCCUAAGCUUCUUGCCAGACCAUGUUGGGCUAAGUUUUUAAACUACAACCCUAGGUCAACUUACCACUGUCCUCCAAUUCUAGGUGUGCCAACCCAGCUGCUACCUACCCAGUGUGCUCUCGAGCCCCUCCCACCAUGUUUCUAGGUGCUGAGCGGGUUAUGUGUGCAUAUAAAUAUCAGUAUCAGCUGCCUUUUGGCCUUUCCUUCCUUGACGACUUGUAUUUAGACUAGAGUCUGAGGGUGGAGGUAUAUACAGUGACAGGGAUAAAAGAUUGAGAUAGCAGGAAAUGCAGCCUUCGGUGGGAAGCUAGAUUGUAAAAUUAGUGCGGAUUUUCUGAUUCCUUGUAUAAUUAUUUUUUUUCCACUUAAUUUAAUGAUUUUUAUUUUUCCAUUGGAGUUGAUUUACAGUGUUCUAUCGAUUUCUACUGUACAGCAAAGUGACCUAGUCAUACUGCAUAAUUCAAUUGUGAAGUACAGUUUAUAUACCUUUUCUGAAAUGUGUAAUGUUGAAAGCAGCUUUACAGUUUCACUAUUUAGUAUCCUCUUCCUGUGAUGAUUUCAUCUGUUUAGAGCAAGUGUUCGUAAACUUUUUUCAUGCCAUGGACCUUUUGAAUAAUCUGGUGAAGUCUAUGGCCUCCUUCUCAGAAUGUUUUCACAUGCAUAAAACUAAACACGAAGGAUUGCAAAGGCAACUAAUAUUAAAAUAUGGUUACUAGGGUAUUUUCAAAAUUUUAGGAUUAUGUAUAUUUGUACUUUAUUCACACAUAAAAUAAGGCCUAGUGGCGGUUCUAAAACUACUGGAACUUCAAAGUAAUACCAAAUUAUAAUUUUGAAAUAUCUGCAACAACUGUAAUGUGAUAUCUAAAUGGCUGAUUUCUGUUGGUGAAGUCACAGGUACUGCUAAUAAUAUUGUGGAUCAUUGCUUAUGUUCAUAAUUGAAGGAAAUGCUAUAUAUAUUUCAGUAAGAAGUUAGCGAAGACAUAUUUUUUUUCUCAUUCACGUUCGCUGAACCCCUGGUUUAGAGGUUGUCUGAUUUUACUUUGUCAUUUUAAGAGUAAACUGUUUUUGUUUGCUUGUUCAAAUCUAAAUUAUUUGGGCUUAUUUUACAGUUUUGUAUAUGCUUUUUAUACUUGAAUUGUUUUGCAACAUUGCAGCAGUAAUUGAAGGCUUGGGUGGAAUGAAAUCAGCAACUGAUUAGAAAUGAGAGGUUUCAACAAAAGCUCUUGAUAAUGUUACCUCAAGAUAUAUCAUUAUGCAGUCAUUAUUGGAGCCCUACAUCUGAUAAUUUCAUAAUACUUAAGUGUGUAAACUUCAAUAAAAUUUGGAUCAUCUA
Sus scrofa (pig) is the source of this 6051-nucleotide messenger RNA. RefSeq names its product transmembrane protein 59 (gene TMEM59). NCBI's taxonomy places the organism in Eukaryota, Metazoa, Chordata, Mammalia, Artiodactyla, Suidae. Gene Ontology annotation, cellular component: lysosome; late endosome. The record is from RefSeq and is a predicted model, not a curated record. Gene Ontology annotation, biological process: positive regulation of autophagy.